Mytilus californianus (California mussel) is the source of this 1517-nucleotide messenger RNA. RefSeq names its product phosphatidylinositol 4-phosphate 5-kinase-like protein 1. Gene Ontology annotation, molecular function: phosphatidylinositol kinase activity. The record is from RefSeq and is a predicted model, not a curated record. Gene Ontology annotation, biological process: phosphatidylinositol metabolic process. Lineage: Eukaryota; Metazoa; Mollusca; Bivalvia; Mytilida; Mytilidae. The transcript is spliced from 9 exons. The coding region runs from base 63 to 1430 and encodes 455 amino acids.
UAAGAUGAUAUUGCAUUUGUAAUUUCAAAGUUAUCCAGUACUAUUAUAAGCUAUCCAAUGUUAUGUCAAAAGUUGGUCCAUCGGGAGGGAAAAAAGUUGGUUCAUCAGAAGGGAAACCAAGACGUAGCAAUGCCUGGGUUAGACUACGUAAACAUUUUAACAGAAAAGGAGUGGUUGAGGUUGAUAUGGACCAUCAUAGAUACAAAAUGCUCAACAUGCUCAGGAAAGGCAUACAAGAUCUUAUGCUAAACCAUAAAGAACUUGGACCUAAGAGAGAACUUGCACAAGAAGAUUACCAUCAUUUAUUCAUUAAAGAAUUGGAAACAAAAAGUGGAAGGAAAUUUACAUUUACAAGUCACUCAAGUGCUGUAUUUGCCUCUCUACGUCAGGCAGUCAGUGUAACAGAAGAUCAUUACCUCAAUGCAAUAGCACCACAUGAUUUACCUUACAUGGAAUUUAUGAGUAAUUCUCGUAGUGGACAGGACUUUUAUCUCAGCAAUGACCAGGAAUAUAUACUGAAAACAGACAAGACACAUAAUAUAGAUAUUUUUAAAUCAUUUUUGUCAGAAUAUUUAGACCAUUUUCAGCUGUAUCCCCAUUCACUCAUUGUCAAAUUUCUUGGAGUUUACUCAUUAGAAGGCCCUGGUUUUCCAAAGACACAUUUUUUAGCUAUGCAGAAUAUAUUUUACCCUCCUCAAAGAAUUGAAACAAGAUUCGAUAUCAAAGGGUGUACGAAAAAUAGAUAUCAAAAGCCCAACUCUUCCGAAAGAAAUAUUUUAACAAUAUUAAAAGAUGUGAAUUUUCUUCAUGAAUCUAUUGAUCUUGGUGUACAGAAAGGAUGGUUUCUACGACAGCUACAGAUAGAUGCAGAUUUUCUACGUCAAGUUGGUGUUCAGGAUUACAGUUUAUUGAUUGGUAGACAUAAAAUCUCAAGUUCAGAAGUUAAAGAUUCAGUCAGUGAUGUUUUUAUUAGAGUUCAAAGGUCUUAUGCCAUAACAGGUGGGCUACCAAAACAUACUUUGAAAAAUUUAAGUGCUGAUUUACCUGUGGAAAGUGACAAAGAUAACCCUGGAAAUAGGUCAACCAUGCAGAUAGAAAUGACUCAUCAAAAAACAGGCAAUCAAGUGCGAAAAAGUAUUUAUACAGUGCCUGACUUUUUAAAGGACCCUGGGAAUGAUAAUUUUCAACAAACAUCUAACCGUAGGUUGUUGUUGAACUGUAAAAAUCCAUUGCAUGUGAUAAAUGGAUCAGAAUAUAGGUAUUAUUUAGGUAUAGUUGACUUUUUUACGCAAUACGAAUGUAGACAGCAAUUAGGACGAGUUCUUAAAACUUUGAAAUAUCGUUCGACUGAUCAUUCGACUGUUCCACCUGAUGUAUACUCAGAACGUUUUGUGAAGUUUAUUACUGAGAAAACAAGGGGUUUUGUAUAAAAGCAGAAAAAAAUGCUUUUUUAUUUUUCAUUAUAUAGAUUUAUUAAUUACAUAUAAAGGUAUUGCAAAUCAAAAUCAAAAUGGCAG